AUCUGCCACAGUUUCCUAUGUAUCUGAAAAACACCGCUGUCUCUCCGACAUGGUAUAUUUUAAAGCGUUUUUGAAGCGUCCUCUUGAUUUUUCCUCUGCAUAACUCCUUCUAUAACCGCGACUUCUGCCUGUCAGGUCCUGAAAAGAAAUGGUGCCGCCUCGCUGACAGUUUGUGAUGGAAACAUUGUUUUUGCAGCUCAGUCUUCACUCAUUGUCUUUUUCAGUGACUGAAAUGGUGCGAUUGCGCUGAGAGCGUAACGGAGGGAUGUCUCGCCCCGCUCCAUCCCCCAUCUACACCCUGAGGGGAGCCGGUGCCCCUCUUAACAGCCUCCACUUUAGCUGUCAUGGAGAAGGCACUCCUCUCCUGUUUUCUGGGUCAGGCAAAGGUGCCAUCCACAUGUGGAACCUGAACAGCAGGAGGCCUGAGAAGGUCAUCGAAGGUCAUUCUGGAAGCUCGGUCAUGUGGGUCAGCACCCUGCAGUCCAGAGAUAACCUCAUCAGUCAGGGACGAGACAUGCAGGUGUGUCUGUGGGACCUGAGCGAAGGCCGCAGUGAGCCGGUGGACGCCGUGUGGACCGGCAGCGUUGGGUUCUGUCAGUGCUCCGUGCUGGAGACGAGCCCGAGCGCCUCCCUGCUGGCAUAUCCAGGCCAACAGACGGAAGAGAUCCGGGUGGUGGAGCUGCCCAGUAAGACCCCGGUCUGCACCCUGCUGCCAGAGGCCAAGCUGGGAAUGGUCAUGUCCAUGCAGCUCUGGCAGCCCGACUCGGGCCCCGGGCCCCUCCUGUUGGCUGGAUACGAGGACGGGUCCUUGCUGCUGUGGGAUGUAACCCAGAGGGCCGACCUGAGCCGAGUCAGAGCCCACCCGGAGCCCGUCAUGUGCCUGACCUUUGACACCGAGCGUCUGAGGGGCGUAUCGGGCUCCUCGGAGAGGGAGCUGGCCUCCUGGACGCUGGAUGAGCAGAGCAAGCUUCAGUUGCGGGACGGUGUGACGCUGGUCAACCCCGGGGUCUCCCAGCUGUGCCUCCGGGGGGACGGGAAGCUCCUGGCGUCGGCGGGCUGGGACCACCGGGUGCGGGUGUUCGGCUGGAAGAAGCUCCGCCCGCUGGCGGCGCUCCAGUACCACACCGACAUGGUGCUCAGCGUGGCCUUCUCCGACCACCAGGACCCCCGGCGGAGGCUGCUGGCCGCCGGGUCCAAGGACCAGCGGAUCAGCCUGUGGUCCAUUUACAGCGAGGGCGGCGACGCUGUCUGAGCCUCGCCGGGCUCGGACCACGGACAAACUGAUAAACCGAAUGCACAGCAGCCGUCUUUUAUACGAUGA
Messenger RNA from Salarias fasciatus (jewelled blenny), 1321 nucleotides. It is a transcript of the gene gnb1l, whose product is annotated as guanine nucleotide binding protein (G protein), beta polypeptide 1-like. Gene Ontology annotation, molecular function: protein binding. The record is from RefSeq and is a predicted model, not a curated record. The transcript is spliced from 8 exons. Bases 266 to 1252 code for a protein of 328 amino acids. Lineage: Eukaryota; Metazoa; Chordata; Actinopteri; Blenniiformes; Blenniidae.